Molecule: messenger RNA, 1200 nt
Organism: Caenorhabditis remanei
Lineage: Eukaryota; Metazoa; Nematoda; Chromadorea; Rhabditida; Rhabditidae
Exons: 6
Coding region: 1-1200 (399 amino acids)
Source: RefSeq, a predicted model, not a curated record
AUGAUAAUUUCAAUUCAAAAAAGUGGGAACUCCGAUGGAAUUGCCGGUUGUCAACCCGAGUAUCAACACACCAGAAAAAAAAAGAAAUUUUGGAAGGAUCGAAUCUUGCCGAGGAUCCAAAAAUCGCUCGAAGUCGCUAAAAAUAUUUUCGUCGGGAACCUAGUCUUCAUCUUCGCUGUUCUCACCAUCUACAUGGUUCUGGUGUUGGAAGCGUACAGAGAGAAUCAGAGCUACAUUGGAGCAUCGGAAAAGAUUGAGGAAACGAAGAAAUCAUUUGGAUAUUCUACCUAUUAUGGUCUGGUGUUCGGGGUGGUUCUGGAAGUCAUAAGGAAUUCUCUUCGCCACUUCAAGAAGCCCCCAAUGCCAUUCUACGUCCCAACAAUUGGAUCCGUUAUGUCUCUGGUACUAAGUAUUGUUACUGUAAUAGUUGGAAACGUGGAUGACGCAGACUGGUUCAAACAAAUCGCCAUCGGAUUCAUUUACGGAAAGACGAUUGAGGUGACACUGUCUCGCUACACCAUCUGGAAUGGCUCUGCACAGGCUAUUGGAGCAUACAUUGCACUGCAUUUCGCCGUCCGAAUGGCAAUGAUCAUCGAAAACGCUGGAUUUGCAAACAGUGUGCAAUUGAUUCGGAUUACGAGAUACACGAUGACUGCUAUUGCUCUUUUCUGCGGAUAUCAGUUGAGGUCCCAGCAUCAUCCAGAGGUCCCAGAAAGUCCAGUUUUCUACUGUCUUCUGAAUCGUCAUUCUUCCACGACAGCCGCUGCUCAGACUCCACAGCUUUUCCUUCUUGGACAUCUGUCCCGAUCGCUGUCCUUCUACGGUCCAUUGACGACACACGAUCUUCAGCACGUCAAACACACCUCCACGGUGGUUUCCAGCACGAUCCACACCCCAUGGUGUAUCCCACAGCAUCGAUGUAUUCCUCACAUCUUGAGCUCUUCCUCACUCGGCUGCAUCUCCGAUCGGCUUCAAGGUGAUCCCAUGAUCUCGAGCUCCUCGCUCUCAAACCCUUCGACGGCUUCCUCACAACGAUGCCGACAUCUCGUCCUACUGCAUCGGGGUAUCCAAAUGCUGCUCCAACACUCUCCCUGCGCACCAACCAAUCCGAUUUGGAGUAUUCCAGCCUUCCUCGGUGGUCCCUUGAUCCUGAUCGCCAAUGUUAUAUCGUUAGGUGGCAGGAGAGUGGAGUAUAAAUAA